Molecule: messenger RNA, 2658 nt
Organism: Diaporthe batatas
Lineage: Eukaryota; Fungi; Ascomycota; Sordariomycetes; Diaporthales; Diaporthaceae
Exons: 3
Coding region: 226-2589 (787 amino acids)
Biological process (GO): intracellular potassium ion homeostasis; potassium ion import across plasma membrane
Cellular component (GO): plasma membrane
Molecular function (GO): high-affinity potassium ion transmembrane transporter activity
Source: RefSeq, a predicted model, not a curated record
GCCGCCCAGGUACCGCCGAAACGAGUCGAUCAGGGGGAGAGCGCAUAGCUAUCUCCUCAGUCGUCGGAUUGCACGGUUCACCCACAAAUGGCCGUUGCGUUGGUUGCCUCUGGGGGUGGGGGAGCUUUUGUCCAGGCUCCUCUCCUCCUCCAAGGCUGAUCCUUUCUUCCUCGCAAUCCCCAUCACUCUCACCACCACCGCAGCAGCCGGUGAGCAUCGCCAGCCAUGGCAUGGCAGCCAUGGGAAAAGUUCAAGGCCGACCAUCCCGCCGCCGCGGACCGCAUGGCUGAAUCAUGGGCCGCCGUCCGGCCAUAUCUGCCUCCGGUCAACUUCAUCACCAUGCAUUAUGCCUACUUCAUCCUGGUUGGGCUCAUCUUCGCCGCCAUCUUCUACGGGCUUUCACAGCCGGACCACAGCGUCAGCUUCGUCGACAGCCUUUUCCUCGUCUUGUCCGCCUUCACCACCUCCGGCCUCAACACGGUCGAUAUCAGUCGGCUCAGUACCGCCCAGCAGGUCAUUAUCGCCUUGAUGAUGGUCUUGGGCAGCCCCGUCUUCGUCUCCAUCUUCACCAUCUGGCUCCGCGCCCGCGUCUUUGAGAAGCGGUUCGAGGACAUUGUCGAGGCCGAGCGGAACAGGAGGAUCAAGACAACCGGCACCAUUGUUGGCAUGGCCGGCGCAAUGAUUGGCCUGCCCGUCAUGUCCUCCUUCAAAGGAUCAAAACGCAAGGCCAAGAAGAGCAGGCACGAGCGCAAGGCCGACGCAGACGCAUUCCAGCUAUCCGGUCUCCGUUCUCGCGAGAAGGCCCACGACCGGCCGCAGAGCCAGUCCACGAACCAGGACGGUGCACAGCCCAACAUACUGGAGCCCAUCGAGGAAGGCCAGAGGCUCGACGUCUCCACCACCUCCGCCGCCGAGCCGCUCUCCCCCAAGUCCAACACUACUGCCAGGAGGAGGCCUUUCAGCCGUGACGAAGGCCGCCAGUCCAUCUCAGAGGGCUUCGAUUUCAGGACCUUUAUCCACGAGAACAAAAAGUCCGUCGGUAGGAACGGCCAGUUCUUCGACCUCACCGAGGAAGAGCGCGAGUAUUUGGGUGGAGUCGAGUACCGUGCCCUCAAGAUCCUCUUCACCAUUGUGUGCAUCUACUUUGUUCUCUGGCAGCUCCUCGGGGCCAUUACCCUCGGCGCCUGGUCUUAUGUGCAUAGCCAGAGCAUCACGGCCGUCAACUCCCAGAACUCCUGGUGGGCUGGCAUUUUCCUCGCCAUUUCUUCCUUCAACAAUGCCGGGAUGACGCUCCUCGAUGCGGGCGUGGCAGCCUUUGACAACGAUGCCUUCGUCUUGACCAUUGUGACCAUCCUUUCCCUCGCUGGAAACGCCGCCUUCCCCGCGUUCCUCAGGGCAACUGUCUACUUCUGCAGCCUCGUGUUGAAGGUGGCCGAUCGCGAUGACGAAUACACCGUCUGGCAGGAAGCCUUCGACUUCAUUUUGAAGUACCCGCGUCGACUCUACAUGAUGAUGUUCCCUGCGAAGGCCAAUCUUGUCUUUGUCACCUUGUUCUCCGCUAUUGCCGUCAUGGACUGGGUCUUGUUGUUGGUUCUCAGCAUCGGCAAUUCUGCCAUUGAGGCGUACCCGGUUGCAAAGCGAGUUGGGCUGGCUGUCUUCCAGGCGUUAACCAUUCCUUCGGGAGGUUUUGCUGUUGUUCCAAUUUCAAGCCUCUACUUCGAUGUUCUGGUCUUGUGGGUCAUCGUCAUGUACAUUUCCGCGUAUCCAGAGAUUAUCGUCAUGAGAAACUCAAAUGUGUACGAAGAACGGUCGCUAGGAAUCUACACGACCGAACCCGAGAAGAGCGAGGAAAAGGACCCAGCUGGAAAUGAGUCGACAGACGAGCUGCUUCCAACCUUUGGGCCUCUCCUGUCCCCACCGACGUUUGGUCAUGCCCUUGGCCCAGAGCGGACAGCAAUCUCCACGUCAGCCGUGUCACAAGCAAAGUCAGGCAUCUCCGCCAAGUCCGUCAAGAAACUAGCCGCGGUGGGCCGGCGAGGCACCUCCUUCGUGGGCAAGCAGAUCCAGAACAGGAUGAACAACUUCCAGGGCGUGGGCGUGACGCCCAAGCCGCGGCUGAAGCGGGCCGCCGAGAUGAACUUCGACAACCCCUCCGCGGCGCCCAUCUCCACGUCGACGCCCGAGGGCCACGUGAGCCUGGUAUCACAGCACCUCCGCGGCCAGCUGUCGCACGAUAUCUGGGCCAUCGCCCUGGCGCUGUUCCUCAUCACGCUCAUCGAGACGUCCCACUCCAUCGCCGACCCGCGCUCCUACAGCGUAUUCAACUUCAUGUUCGAGAUCGUCUCCGGAUAUACCAACAUCGGUCUUUCGAUGGGCCUGCCGGAUCACUCGUUUAGUUUUUCGGGCGGCUGGUAUACUGGGUCCAAGCUGGUUAUGAUCGUGAUGAUGAUCCGUGGCAGGCACCGGGGUCUGCCCGUCGCGCUGGACCAUGCCGUUAAGCUGCCUGGGUGGGAGAACGUCAAGAAGCAGAACGAAGAUGCCGAGAUCAGAAGGAUCUUGGGUAAGAGUCCGACGAGCCUAGAGAUAUAGAUUUUAGAAUAGACUUGUUUGCCUCUUCAGUUGCGCAAGACAAAAUAUUAGAUUUUAUUUCCAAUUCAA